AUGAAACCUGUACCAGGAUGUCAGGAUAUAAGUGAACUUGAAUGUCACAUCGGCGUUUUUGGAAAAAAUGAAUGGUACUAUGACGAAAUUGACAAAGGUGUUGUUGAAGUCACGGCGAGUAUUCUGGGUGAUACGAGUGAACCAAGUUUUGCAAAGCAGAACCUCCUAGUUGAAGCACUGAUGGGUCCAGUGGUUCUUCAGAUCAACUCAACGGGCACCAGCAGUAUAUCUGGAGAGAUUAUCUAUCCACUGACACCAUAUGUUAGACAAGACAACAAAGAACCAAUGAGAAUGAAUGAUGAUGACCUCAACCUCUAUGAGAUGAAAUCAUAUUUGUACCUGAGACUGAGAGGCGAUGACGUAAUUCAGGAUCAGCUGACACGGAGAAGUAGCGAGACCCUUUUCCAUUUCGAAGAUCUUCAGCCUGACACAAAGUACAUUAUAGAUACGCAUUGUAUGUAUGGUGGUACACCAAAAAAGGAAACGAAGACAACGACAAUAGAAGUGGAAACUAAUAGCGAGACUACACCAGGUUAGGCCUAUAAUAUGACAUUGAACCUGUGAAUGGCUUUUGUUGGGGCGUUUAUUCGAGGGAGACGUUUAUCCGAGGAAUAGUUUAUUUAUUUUGUUGUAAAAUGGAUACGAAUAUACUCAAAUAAACGCCCC
Anneissia japonica is the source of this 666-nucleotide messenger RNA. RefSeq lists its product as uncharacterized. The transcript has 3 exons. Lineage: Eukaryota; Metazoa; Echinodermata; Crinoidea; Comatulida; Comatulidae. The record is from RefSeq and is a predicted model, not a curated record. Bases 1 to 537 code for a protein of 178 amino acids.